AUGUCUGGUGUUAUUUUUGUUGUUUGUAUUCCGACAAGUAGCUAUGAACAUAUUUUGAAAUAUGGCAAACCAAAAGAGCUAAUAUCCUUAGAAGAAUCAGACAUGAAAAAAUGUAAAUUGGAGGUCGAACUGCGACAUAAAAAGGCUAAAAGUAUACCUAUACGUUUGACACAACAUCAUUAUAAUGACGUAUACUACAACCACAAGCUGGAUAAAAUAAGGGAAGACGAUGAGCUGAUUACAAUGGAAAAUAUUUUACAUGAAUUAUUAAGAAAACUCGAUGUUGAGCAUGUAGUGUGGAUAAGCGACGAAAUAGGAAACUAUUUUGAAGUUAUUUUCCCGCUUCCUACUGGAGAUAAAUGCGAGACGAUGCUUCACUGCCUUACUCAACUCGGUAUUGGAGUAUGCUGUAAAUCUAUUGUUAGUGUCCUUCCAUGCAACGUCGUCCAUUCCGCUAUAGAAAUCGCAAAAGACGACGAUAGCAUACUAAAGAAAACCGAAGAAGCAAAGCGUUGGCGGCAAUUUGUGGAGUCAAUUAGAUCCAAGUUAACAGUCAAGCAAGUGGUAGACGGAGUAAGAGGUGGCGGCGAAUUAUCGUUUGAUUAUCUCACACUAAUUAUUACAGCUGAUUCUCUUGCAGCACUCGGCCUCGUUGAAAAUAACGCAUCAAAUAUAGUAGCGGCCAUGUUGGUUUCUCCCUUAAUGGGUCCCGUCAUGUCAAUUACCUUUGGAACUAUAAUAGCUGAUAGGAGUCUAAUCAAAAGCGGUUUUGAAAGCCUCAUUAUCGGAAUGUUUGCUUCUCUGUUGUUUGGAUUUAUUUUCGGCCUGAUUCUGGGUACAACAGAAAUGCCAUGGGGAUAUGGUGAUUGGCCCACGGAAGAGAUGAAAGCUCGGGGUAAUGUAAGAUCUUUAUGGAUGGGUGUGCUAUGGGCUCUGACAUCUGGCACUGGAGUAGCUCUGGCUCUUCUUCAAGGAAGCGCAGGACCACUUAUCGGCAUUGCUAUUUCUGCAUCAUUGCUACCACCAGUAGUUAACUGUGGUCUAUUUUGGGCUUUGGCUUGUAUAUGGCUUCUGUACCCAGGGUCAAAAAUUCCCCAUUUGAAAGGCGAACCAUACUACGGAAACUCAUCUUACGAACCACUUUAUCAUACUUAUUUACCAAUUGAAUUCGCCGUAAACGGAAUAGUAAGCUGUUGCUUAACAAUUGUAAACGUUAUAUGCAUAUUUAUAACAGCUAUAAUAUUUCUCAAAAUAAAAGAGGUCGCAGCGCCAUACACAUCCACUCCAGAUUUGAGACGAUUUUGGGAACAAGACAUUAAAGUUGCCCGUGAAGCCAAUAAAAACAACCUCAAAUCGGAAGAUGAUACAACUGAGUUGGUACUGGACGAAUUAAACCAAGCAGAAGAUGAUGAAAUGAAAGACAAGCUAGAAGGCGCUGUGCAGGAAGCACUGGAUGAUGAUACUUACAGGAAAGUGAAACGUAUGAGCUACCAAAGCUAUACCGCGGACGAGAUUAUUCGAACUAUUGGUCUACAACCGAGAACGCCAACGUCAGCACGAUCGAGCGUUAUAUCUGGAGGAGUAACUCCGAAAUUGCCGAAAAAAGGUUCCAAUAUCAACGACAUUGCAACACUGGACAAACUUUUAACUUCAUUAUUGGGGCUCCAAAAGCGACGAUCAUACAGAUCCCAUAUUGGUACUCCCAGAUCAAGUUACUUACCAACUUUAGUAGAAACCGGAUUAAACAGACGGUCAGAAUCGUGGCCUGAAAAAAUCUAUGAAGAUUCUAUUGUACGCAACGUGCUACAUAACUUGAAAAGUAAACGUAAUUCUCCAAAUGAUGAAGGGUUUUUGACACCAAAUUGA
This is a messenger RNA of Zerene cesonia (dogface butterfly), 1866 nucleotides long. RefSeq lists its product as uncharacterized. The transcript is spliced from 10 exons. The record is from RefSeq and is a predicted model, not a curated record. NCBI's taxonomy places the organism in Eukaryota, Metazoa, Arthropoda, Insecta, Lepidoptera, Pieridae. Bases 1 to 1866 code for a protein of 621 amino acids.